AAAUCUAUCAAAAUAAAAAAAUGGCAGCCCGUGAAUCGAAUCGUGUGAAGGAAGCGGACAAGAAGCGUGUCUUAGAUGAAGCGUCACGGAUUCGUCGUGUUCGUAAGGCGCUCAACGCUUUGGAACAAGAUAACUUUCAUGAAGAUCCACACGCAGAUUUGGUCAUGUCGAAAAAAAUUCCGAAAUUCGAUGAGACCCUUGAACAAACAAACGGACGCGUUGGCCGAAAAGCUAAACGUAAAAAUGGUGAUUUUGUCCGAGCGAAAUAUCGUAAGAAUUUACUACAAUUGCUGGAAGACGAUCGUAUUAGCUAUGAUGAAGUCAACGAACCGUGUUACAGCAGUGCACAAGCGCCCGAAUCAAUAUUACCCGAACGGCAUUUUUGUGCGGUAUGUGGAUUUCCAUCAAAUUAUACAUGCACCGUUUGCGGCACACGUUAUUGUUGUAUUCGAUGUUUGGGCAUUCAUCAAGAUACUCGUUGCUUAAAAUGGACUGCUUAAGUUUAUGUCUUACACACACAAAUAUUAUUAUUAUUAUUAUUAAAAUACAACAUUUUUGACACAAUAAAAAAAAAUAUUCAAACG
This is a messenger RNA of Contarinia nasturtii (swede midge), 584 nucleotides long. RefSeq names its product zinc finger HIT domain-containing protein 1. Gene Ontology annotation, cellular component: Swr1 complex. Gene Ontology annotation, molecular function: nucleosome binding. The transcript has a single exon. NCBI's taxonomy places the organism in Eukaryota, Metazoa, Arthropoda, Insecta, Diptera, Cecidomyiidae. The record is from RefSeq and is a predicted model, not a curated record. The coding region runs from base 21 to 500 and encodes 159 amino acids. Gene Ontology annotation, biological process: chromatin remodeling.